AUGCUGAGGUUGUCUCUGCCCCCGACCCCUACUCCCUUCGUCUCCCCGUCGCCGAGACGGAGCACGCUCCCGCCGCAGUCCUCCUUCUAUGGAGCGCGGCUCCGGGCGGUGGCGCCGCUUCUCCGCGUCAGGAGCCCUCUUCGGGUGGGCACGGUGAGGAUGAUGGCGAAGAGGGAGGAGGAGUUGAAGGAGAUCAGGGAGAUGACCACGGAGCAGAUCAACGAGGAGGUGAUCGACCUCAAGGGGGAGCUCUUCAUGCUCCGCCUCCAGAAAUCCGCCCGGAACGAGUUCAAGAACAGCGAAUUCGGAAGAAUGCGCAAGCGGGUAUGCGUUGCGUUGUGUCCAUUGGAUGGAGAACCCUAUCACUAGCUUGAUUUUCGCGGUUUGGUUUUUCUGGAAUCACCGUGGACGGGAUUAAUCCGGAUUUUCGGAGUUUCGUCUGAAUUCCUUCGUGCUCCCGUUGAAUUUUUUUCAUUCACGUAUAUCAUUAUUCAUGUUCUUACGUCAGAAACUGGAACUUAUAGAGAAUCACUUUUACUGACGGUUGGGAUUCCGGUGCGAUUUUGUUACCCUAAUGUCAGUGAAAUGGUUCUCCUCGGUUGCUUGUGCUUCCACUCAGGGAGAAAGGGGGACCUCAUGGGGACCCCGAAUGGUUCUUGUGGAUAAUCCGAGCAGAGAAUCCAAAACUUUCUGUUCACAUUGAUUCAACCCAUGUGGAAUCUAUCUUCAUAAGAUAAUCUAUCGUUUUCCAUCAUCUACGGUGUUCUCUGUAUCUUCAAUAAUGAUCUCUAGGAGCUUAUUAAUGGUUGCCAUGUUCUUGAGCAAGUUUAGACGAUCAUUUUUCUUGAAAAUACUGAUUCAUUGGGUAAUUUUCCGUACAAUGUAUGCAGAUGCUCAUUAAUCCUCCUGUGUUCUGUAAAAGUCUUUCGGAGCAGACAUCCUCUUGUGGUGUUCUUGACUGCAAAUCUAGAUUCAUCACUUCUAUUAUCCAAUUCAAAUGAAUGCCUGUUUAUCAGGGUACCCGGAAUGCUAUGGAAAAAACCUAGAAACCUCGCCGAGUGUCAGCAAUGGGGGAAACAAUACCUGCAAUUUCCCAAGUACCCAGAAGCAGUGCCCUUGUUCUGUCAUCCAUUUCCUCGAAAAGAACCCUAGAAACUUCACCUGGAGCCUUUAAUGGCACUGGGGUAUUCAAGCCACAGAGAUUUUUGCUCUUCCUGUGCCCGUUUGACUCCCACGGCCCUGAUUUGCUCUUCAUCCGGCUCGCAGGUUGCCCGGAUGCUGACAGUGAAGAGGGAGCGGGAGAUCGAGGAGGGGAUCAACAGAAGGCUGUCGAGGAAGCUGGACAGGAAGUGGAAGAGGAGCAUCGUCGUCAGGCCCCCACCCUCCCUGAAGAAGAAGCAAGAAGAGGAGAAGGCAGCAGAGGCUGCUGGGAAGGCAUCAUAA
Spirodela intermedia is the source of this 1443-nucleotide messenger RNA. The record is from the annotation of a GenBank genome assembly. Lineage: Eukaryota; Viridiplantae; Streptophyta; Magnoliopsida; Alismatales; Araceae.